This is a messenger RNA of Nerophis ophidion (straightnose pipefish), 5158 nucleotides long. It is a transcript of the gene brd2a, whose product is annotated as bromodomain containing 2a. NCBI's taxonomy places the organism in Eukaryota, Metazoa, Chordata, Actinopteri, Syngnathiformes, Syngnathidae. Bases 2027 to 4498 code for a protein of 823 amino acids. The record is from RefSeq and is a predicted model, not a curated record. Gene Ontology annotation, biological process: chromatin remodeling; regulation of DNA-templated transcription. Gene Ontology annotation, cellular component: chromatin; nucleus. The transcript has 12 exons.
CCAUUGCUGUGACGCAUGCGCAGUGCAUCGUCGUGACGACCUCAUACGGGCUCGUCAGCAGUCAUGUUAUGGAAGAAAAUGGACGCCUUCAACUUCUUUUUAACUCUUGUACACAUUUAAACUUUUAAGGGACGCUUAGUCGAAGAAGAAUUCAAUAGAAAGCGGCGUCGGAGUUAACCACGCCAGCAUCAGGGCUUUUUUUUAAUUUUUUUUUAAACUGUCUUGUCACGUGAUCACUCCUGUCCAAUCGCUGAGAGACAAGCCCGGCGGAAAAAGUACGGUCUUUGUUCGGACGUUUUUAGCGACCAUGUUUUUCAAAGUUAACGAUUUCAUCAAGAAAUGAUUCGUGGCCGACGCGAGUAGGACGUUUUUUUCCACGCAAAGGGCACGUCAUGGAUCUCUUUGUUGGGUGUAGUUUGAGUGCCACGUACUUGGCGCGGUCUCGUCACGUGACUUCCCCUCCCCCACCCGUCUUCGAGAAUGGGAGAAGAAGGCGGACAUGUUGGAGGCAAUGUGUUGGUUUAAAAACUAUCCAGGUGGAAGACAAGAAGAUAUUUUGACCACAGAUUUUGCAGGGUCUUUGGAUUUAACACUCGUCAUUUGUCUUUAUUUGAUCAUUAGGACUUUGGUGGUAUACUUUUUUUUACAUUUAUUUGGUUUUUUUUAUUCCUUAAUUUUUUGCAUCACGAAAUGUGAUUUUUCUACAACGUUGGCUGGACAUUUUUCUGACACUGUCUAGAUUUAGUUCGACUUUUCACAGCAUGUUUGAGUGACAUUGUCGAGAGUCUAACCUUGGAGUGGGGGAUGGGUGAAUGUGAUUGGCUGAACAUUUUCACUUUGAGUAUCUAUUGGAUUGUUUUUGCUGAGCUGACUGCCAUUUUAUGAAGAAUUGUCUCAUCAAACGUGAACGUAUUUUGUAACGGGCUCUUACAAACUUCAAAGAGGCGUUUAUAGGUCAUUUGAAGUCUUUGAAAAGUGAACGUAUUUUUGAACGGGCUUCUACAAACUUCAAAGAGGCGUUUAUAGGUCGUUUGAAGUCUUUGCGAGUGAAUGUAUUUUUUGACGGGCUUUUACAAAUUUCAAAGAGGCGUUUAUAGGUCGUUUAAAGUCUUUGAAGAAACUGCGCUGUCAUUCUGCCAUAAGGACUAAUUUCUCUGCCGUCUGGCAUCGCAAUGGUUAAAGACGAUAAACACGUCCCGAGUAUUUUUCCACCCAUUAUUACCUUUGUUUGCCACGCGGGACGGUUCGACUGUGCUGUUUCGUCUUAAACCUACGACGAAACACGACUUUUUGUGUCGUUUUAAUGCGUCUGUUACGAGCACGUCGCGUUUGGGCGUGUCAGGUGAUGGUUUAUUGUGAUACCUGCUCAAAAUUCGACGAUUUAGCUUGUUGUCGUCGUGUGUAAAGAUGGCGACAGGCGCUCGUCUGUGACACUAAAAUGCGGCUCUUCUGGUAGAUGGGGCGGGGCCAUAGUGCGCGUGACACUAAAGCUCAACCAAUGGGGGUGUAUAUUUAACCCCGAAAGCCCGCGUUGUUUGCCUAUUGGCCAACGGCCGCUUUGGUUUUGCAUACAUUCACGUAAUGUAAGCUGUUAGAAAUGCGCUCAACGUCCUUGUAGUCAUUUAGCGUGUCUUUAUAAAUGGAAAACCAAAUCAUAUUUUGAAGCCCAAAACUACUUAGUCACCAACUGUUGCCCCCCCCACUUAAACAGCAAAGCAACCGCUUUGAAUUUGUGGGCUUCAAAGACUUCACAGGCUGUUCGGGGGUCUUUUGGGUGUGGUGACUUGAAGGACAACGUCAGGAGCCAAUAGAAACGCGGAGGGCGUGGACGUGUCGAGCGCGCUCCGCCAAUGGGAGCCGUUGCCGGUCUAUAAAAGAGCGGGUGUAAGCAGGCGGGCGCCAUUUUCACGAAGCAGAAGAGACGGACGUCGCCGCAGGAGGGAGCCGGUUGUAAAAAAAAAACGGGAAGAGGAACGGAACCGGAUCCUGGCUUGACUUUAGUUUAACACAAUCCGGAUCCAUCCUGAUGGAUAUGGCCGUUAACCCGCUCAUUGACAGCUCCCAUGGUGGGGUUGAGGUUGGCAUAAUGGGGCUCACAGCAAUGGACCAGGGUUCUGGCACGGCUGCAAAACGAAUCCGGAAACCGUCCCUGCUUUACGAGGGCUUUGAGAGUCCGGGGAUUCCUCUGUACAACCAGACGACUCACUUUGGUACCCUGCAGCCUGUGGCGAAAGACGUGGGCCGUGCGGGGAAGAUGACCAACCAGCUCCAGUUCCUGCAGAAGGUCUUGCUGAAGUCUUUGUGGCGCCAUCACUUUGCCUGGCCCUUCCACCAGCCCGUAGACGCCGUCAAGCUCAAUCUGCCUGAUUAUCACAGGAUCAUCAAAACGCCCAUGGACAUGGGCACCAUUAAGAGGAGACUCGAGAAUAACUUCUACUCCAGUGCCAGUGAAUGCAUACAGGACUUUAACACCAUGUUUACAAACUGCUACAUUUACAACAAGCCAUCUGAUGACAUCGUGUUGAUGGCCCAGUUGCUGGAGAAGGCAUUUCUGCAGAAGGUGGCCCAGAUGCCCCCUGAGGAGUUCGAGCUGGCCCCCCCGCCUGCGCGCAGUAGGCAAAUUAAAGUCGGGAGGCGCGGCAAAGUCCCGGGAGGAGUGACCACCGCUCACCAGGUGCCAGCUGUCUCUCAGUCAGCGUACUCGCCGCCCACUCCAGAGACCCCUGAAUGCAUCAUCUCGAUCCCCCCGCAGACCAUCUUGACCAAGAGCCUGCAGCUCACAAUGCCGAGUGAGCACAGCAUCCCCUCCAUGACUGGCCUGCCCCCCACGCAGCCCACUACCAAGAAAAAAGGCGUCAAGAGGAAAGCAGACACGACUACACCCACCACAGUAGCCAUGCCCAUCAUGAGUGGCAUGGGGAUGGGGAUGGGCAUGGGUGUGGGGCUUGACUCUCCGCUCACUCUCAGUGCUUUAGGAGUGGAGCACAACUCUGAACUGGGCCUCAGUCAGGAUCUGGGCCUCAGUCCAGGCCUGGGCUUCAGCCAGGGCUUGGGCAUGAGUGCAGGCCACGGUGCAGUCACUAUGGGUGGCAAAGCACCUGGGGGCUGCAGGCGAGGAGUGAGCGGGCGGCCCAUCAAGCCCCCCAACAAGGAUUUGCCCGACUCCAUCUUGCCAACGCCGACUCGUCGCAGCAAACUGAGCCCCCAGCUGCGCUACUGCAGCGGGGUCCUGAAGGAGCUGCUGUCAAAGAAGCACGCUGCCUACGCCUGGCCUUUCUACAAGCCUGUGGAUGCAUCCUUGCUGGGUCUCCAUGACUACCACGAAAUUAUCAAGCAGCCGAUGGACCUCAGUACCAUCAAGAGGAAGAUGGACGGCAGAGAGUAUGUCAGCGCUCAACAGUUAGCCGCAGAUGUCAGGCUGAUGUUCUCCAACUGCUACAAGUACAACCCCCCUGAUCACGACGUGGUGGCCAUGGCUCGAAAGCUCCAGGAUGUGUUUGAGUUCUGCUUCGCCAAGAUGCCAGAUGAGCAGCCGGCACCUCCGAGCUCCUCGUCUUCAUCUUCAUCAUCAUCUUCCUCAUCGUCUGAGAGUGAGCUGACCAGCGAGGAAAGCGAGAGCGAGAGCAGCCCCAGUUCCGACUCUGAGGAGGAGCGGGCCAACCGCCUGGCCGAGCUGCAGGAACAGCUGAAAGCUGUCCAUGAGCAGCUUACUGCUCUCUCCCAAGGCCCCAUUGUUAAGCCCAAGAGAAAGAAAGACAAAAAAAAGAAGAAGAAGAGCGAGAAGCAUCGGAAGAUGGACGAGGAGUUGGUGCAGAUUAAAGCGGCCAAGCCACCCAAAGCCAAAGCUCCCAAAAGCAAGAGCAGCAAGGCAGGGGGACUUUCUCUCAUGCCAAUCAAAAAGGCUCAGAGCAAGAAAAAGAGCAAGUCCAAAAAGGGAAGCAUGAUGUUCAACAUACCUCAAGCUCUCUCGGAGCCCAUAAUCCCUCAUUUCGACUCCGACGAGGAGGAGGAGACUGCGCCCAUGUCGUACGACGAGAAGCGUCAGCUCAGCCUCGACAUCAACAAGCUGCCCGGCGAGAAGCUGGGCCGCGUCGUCUACAUCAUCCAGUCCCGCGAGCCCGCGCUCCGAGACACCAACCCCGAGGAGAUCGAGAUCGAUUUCGAGACGCUGAAGCCGUCGACGCUGCGGGAGCUGGAGCGAUACGUCAUGACGUGUCUUAGGAAGAAGCCCCGCAAGCCCUACGCAAUUAAAAACAGUGCGGGAAAGUCUCGUGAGGAGCUGGCACUGGAGAAACAACUGGAGCUGGAAAGAAGGCUGAUUGACGUCAGCGGGCAGCUAAACUCUGGGAAGAAGCCCAAAAAAGCCAAGUUGGAGAAACCUGCCACCGAGUCCAGCAUUCAGCCGUCACGCCUCAGCGCCAGCAGCUCCUCUUCAGACUCCUCCUCUUCCUCCUCCUCGUCCUCUUCCUCAGACACCAGCGAGUCCGACUCUGGCUGAGAAGCAGAAACCUUUUACUUAAAAAAAAAAACCGGGGGCCAUAUGUGACAGACCCCGCAUGUACCACUUCCUGCUAAGUGGACCGGAUCGACAGAGCGGGCCAGGACCUGUAGUCCGACUGUCAGACCAGGAAAGUUGGUGCCCUCCUGCUCUCGGCUCACUCGUCUGUCCACGAGAGGGACGGAGGGGAGCGGCUGCCUUGUUCCAGGUUCAGGGGGUUCUGAAGCGGGCUAAGUGAAGGAUGCGUCACGGGAGAGAAGUGCAGAGGAGUCUGUCUUCUGGACAUGAUUCCCCUUCCUCCUGUGCUCCCUCUCUCGACAGUGUGUAGAUGUUCUGUACAGUUAUAGAACUAUUUUCUUUUAUAAAGAAGCAUUUUACUUCCCUCUGUGGGAACCCGGCAGACAGAGAAAUGUGUGCGAGUGUGUGUGUGCGCGCGCAGCCUGGUAAGGUUUGGUUAGUUUUGACGCAGGCGUUGAAAAAAGGGGUGUGGUUCAGUAGCUCCACGCGUGUGCUAGUUUGGGGCUUGCUGCUCUAACGGUGUGAUGUUGUACAUUUAGUCUAAGUUAAAGUUUCUCCUGUUUGUUUUUCCUGAUUCUCUGCACACUUGUUUGCUCCUUGUGACCAAUUUGCUAAUAAAAAGCUGCCAGGAUGCCCAAAUGA